This is a messenger RNA of Eurypyga helias (sunbittern), 611 nucleotides long. It is a transcript of the gene UBTD1, whose product is annotated as ubiquitin domain containing 1. NCBI's taxonomy places the organism in Eukaryota, Metazoa, Chordata, Aves, Eurypygiformes, Eurypygidae. The coding region runs from base 49 to 609 and encodes 186 amino acids. The record is from RefSeq and is a predicted model, not a curated record. The transcript has 2 exons. Gene Ontology annotation, molecular function: protein binding.
AAUGAGCCUCUGAAGAAGGAGCGUCCCAAGUGGAAGAGUGACUACCCCAUGACGGACGGGCAGCUGCGCAGCAAGCGGGAUGAGUUUUGGGACACGGCGCCAGCCUUCGAGGGUCGCAAGGAGAUCUGGGAUGCCCUGAAGGCAGCUGCCUAUGCCGUGGAGGCAAAUGACCACAGCCUGGCCCAAGCCAUCCUUGAUGGAGCCAGCAUCACCCUGCCCCACGGGUCCCUGACGGAGUGCUAUGAUGAGCUGGGCAACCGGUACCAGCUGCCUGUCUACUGUCUGGCACCUCCCGUCAACCUGAUCCUGGAGCGGAGCGAGGAGGAGUCAGCGGAACCCGCCGAGCCCCUGCCCAAUGCCCGGCGGGAGUUUGCCCUCAAGGUGCGGCUUUCCACCGGCAAGGACCUGCGGCUCAGCGCCAGCAUGGGGGACACCAUCGGGCAGCUGAAGAAGCAGCUGCAGGCGCAGGAGGGCAUCGACCUGGCCUGGCAGCGCUGGUUCUUCUCGGGCAAGCUGCUCACCGACCGCACACGCCUGCAGGAGACCAAGAUCCAGAAGGAUUUUGUUGUGCAAGUGAUUGUCAAUCAGCCACUCCCACCCAGGAACUGAGC